This is a messenger RNA of Scleropages formosus (Asian bonytongue), 4623 nucleotides long. It is a transcript of the gene chs1, whose product is annotated as chitin synthase 1. Gene Ontology annotation, molecular function: chitin synthase activity. The record is from RefSeq and is a predicted model, not a curated record. Lineage: Eukaryota; Metazoa; Chordata; Actinopteri; Osteoglossiformes; Osteoglossidae. Gene Ontology annotation, cellular component: cell periphery; cell septum. Bases 1 to 4191 code for a protein of 1396 amino acids. The transcript has 18 exons. Gene Ontology annotation, biological process: chitin biosynthetic process.
AUGGAGGAACUGACGCAGAGAGGAAAGAAAAGGGAGUCAAGGCACAGGGACACCUGGGACCCCUUCCAGCUGAACCCGAUCGGAGCGGAGAAGGAGAAGAAGAAAAGAUGCUUCAUUUUGGCCCAGCACCUGGUGGCGGUGAUCGUAGGCCUACUGGUUCUGGUCAGCGCUGUCCUCAGCAAGGGCUCUUUGCUUGUUCUUUGUGCGAUGGCAAGUCCCAAGUCCCUGGAGAAAAACCACGACCAGCAAUUCUACCUCCUCAUGUUGGUGUUCUGCUUGGUGAUGCCAAACGUGUUGAUGUUCCUCAAGUCCUUAUGGAAGUGUGCUUUCAAGAACUUUGUCUCCCCGAACAUGAAAACUAUGGGCAUUAUCUGCCUUAUUGAGGGUUUGGUUUCUUUAGGAACAUCCCUGCUUGUGUUAAUUGUGAUGCCUCAGUUCGACGUACUGACCAACCUCUUCAUCACUGGAGGCGUGUGCAUAGUGUCCAGCGUUUUGCAGAUUGCUUUCCGCUUACAAAAAGAGAACUGGAAAAUUAUUUUUCCAAUCUGCUCCUUGAUUCUUGUGCUGACCGGUUAUGGACUUUUAGCAAGCGACUACUACGUACGGGCGAGCUCUUACGUGGGAAAGGAGACGAAUGAGAACUUUGUGUACGUGGGCGUUGGAAUUCUCUCCUCUCUGCUGGUUUCCCUCAACUGGUGGGAAAACCCUCUAAAGGCCAGCAACAGCAUUCAGGAUAUGCUUUCGGAGCUGGAAGGUUUCCGAGACUUUGUCUUCAUGAUCACUAGCAUUUUGAGGAUAGCCAUCAUUGGCGUCGUUUAUGCCAUUUACUUUGCUUUUAUUCAGCAGCCUCACAUUGACUGGUCGUACUUCUCACAUGUGCCCACGCAGACACUGCACCUUGGAAUCUCACUCUUUUUCCUCCAAGCCUUCACAUCCGCUGGCUGCCACUGGUUUGGGGUGGUCGCCUGCAAGAUCCACGCAGUGCGGGUCAGUUUUGCCAUCCCUGUGUGUUUCACCGUGCCGGCUGUGCUGAUCGUAGCAGUGGCCUUGUUCCUCACGCAGGCUGGGAACUCCAGCAGAGUCCUGGAGGAAGUUGCCACGGCAAACUUCACCUCAUUCUGCUCUUCCUUGGGAAGCAUCAACAAUAGGAAUGGCACAGAGCUCAUACUGGCUGAGAUCUCCAACAGCAUCUGCAGGACAACACUCAACAGUUACUACGAGUCAUGGCCACUCGCUAUGCUGGCCACUGAGGGCCUCUGCAUGUGGCUGGGCCUCCUGGCUGCUACGCACUACGUUUGGAAGAUUAAGAUCCAGAGGAUAGAACGCACGUCUCAGCUCUUUGUGCGCCGGCUGUACGAGUCGGCAUUCAUUGACCAGUCAUUGCUACUCAACACUAAGAUAAAGGUUGUCCGAGCAAGGAACCAGGACAGUAAAGAUGAGCUUGAAAGCUGUGUAAUCUACCUUUGUGCUACCAUGUGGCAUGAAACUUAUGAUGAAAUGUUGAAGAUCCUCACCUCAAUGUUCAGGCUGGACCGAUACAGAGGCGAUCCUAAAGAACAACACAAAGAUGAUUUUGAUUUUGAAUGCCACAUAUUUGUAGAUGAUGCAUUUCAGACUGAAAAAGAUACUGAGAAAAGGUUAACCAAUGAAUAUGUGAAUAAUCUCAUACAAGUGGUCAUAGAAGUCUACAGAGUAUUUACAAACAAAGAGCCAGAUGACGUGUCAAUUAUUGAAACUCCAUAUGGUGGACGUCUGAUGUUCACGAUGCCAGAGGGAAAUAUGUUGUUCUUUCAUCUGAAAGAUAAGCAGCUGAUCCGGAACAAAAAGAGAUGGUCACAGAUUAUGUACAUGUACUAUUUGUUGGGCUGGAAAGGCUACCUUGCUAAGAAUCCUCCAAAAAUAACAAGGCAGAACAAUCCCUGUCGCUCAAGUCUCAUAUCACUGGACGGUGAAAGUUUCGGGGUUGUAACCCAUGACAAUGACAGCAAGAGGAGAUUCAUUUCGGAAGACAACACAUACAUCCUUGCACUGGAUGGGGACACUGACUUCCACCCCUCCGCUGUGAUCCUGUUGGUUGACCGGCUCCGGAUGUACAACAACGUUGGUGCAGCAUGUGGCAGAAUUCAUCCAACCGGAAUGGGACCAAUGGUGUGGUACCAGAAAUUUGAGUAUGCCGUGGGGCAUUGGCUCCAGAAAACUGCAGAGCACGUCUUUGGGUCUGUCCUCUGCAGUCCUGGAUGUUUCAGUUUAUUCCGGGGAUCAGCCCUGAUGGAUGACAAUGUCUUGAAGAGAUACACAACAAAGUCUACCAGAGCGGCAGAAUAUGUCCAGUAUGAUCAAGGUGAGGACCGCUGGCUGUGCACGCUGCUGCUCCAACAGGGCUGGAGGGUGGAGUACAAUGCUGCCUCAGAUGCUUACACUAAUGCUCCUCAGGAAUUCAAAGAGUUCUACAACCAGAGGCGACGUUGGGGCCCCUCCACCCUGGCCAACACCCUGGACCUCCUGCAUAGUGGGAAGGAGACAGCUCAGAGGAACUCCUCCAUCUCCAUGCUAUACAUCGCCUAUCAGAUUUUCACUGUUGGAUCCUCCAUUCUGGGACCCGCUUCCGUCAGUUUGAUGAUAGCUGGUGCUUUCCAGUUUGUGUUCCAAAUGGAAGGCACACUGGCAAUUAUAGUGUCCAUCAUCCCUCCUGUCAUUUACAUGCUCAUCUGCUUCACGUGCAAAACAAACUUCCAGAUCUCGAUUGCGGCCAUCUUGAGCGUCUUGUAUGCUUUCCUGAUGACCGCAUCCUUCUUUUCCAUCAUUGGUGACAUGGUUAUACAGCAGACCUUUAUUACCCCCACUGGCAUCUUCCUGGUGUCCAUGAGCAUCCUGUACCUGGUCACUGCCAUACUCCAUCCGCAGGAGUUUGGCAUGAUUGUCUACGGUCUCAUGUACUUCAUCUGCAUCCCAAGCGGGUAUCUUCUUCUGACCAUCUACACCCUAGUCAAUAUGCAUAACGUGUCUUGGGGAACCCGAGAGACGAACCACGACAAGGCAGUGACAAAACGGGUGGGGGUGUUGUGCGACCGCAGCUGCAAGCUUUGCUGCUGGGACAUGAAAUGUCAAGUUACUCAGGAGACGGAGAACAUAGUCCUGCAGCAAAUAAAAAAUGUGGUGAACCCAAAUGUGAAAGGAGUGCCUUUGAAAGCUCUGGAAAAUCAGGAAAGUAGACAGCUUCUACACCAACCAGCAGAAGAUCAAUGUCAACAUCAGGCCCCCCAGCACAAAAUGACCAGCUUCAAACGCAAGGUGCCAGACAGAGAACAACUUCGUAAAGAUGAAGAUACCUCUGAAUCUGAAGCAAGCGAGAGUGAUGACAGCGUGAAUAAAAAAGCGGACCAAAGGGAUUAUGAUGAUUAUAAUUAUGGUGAAAAAGAGGAAGAGGUUGUUCCAUACGGUGACUGGGUGAAUCCUGUCAAAACGGAGUUCCUGAAGAAGUUGACGUAUGCCAACCUGAAGAGGAACCUGCAGGAGCAGGUCCGCUAUUCCCUGAGGAACAAGGACCAGGAUGAUUUGUGUGAGGAGCUGGUGCAGAUGCUGACGGAUGAAGUGAAUGGUGAGCUCAAGGACAAGGUUGGCCCUGAGGAUGUGCUGCUGGACAGCCAACUUGAGGAGCUGCAGUACGCGCUCAACGAGACUGCCCGCAGGGUCCUUAAGACCAACCGCAUGGAGCGUUUGGAGAAACGGGUGAAGCGUGCCAUUGAGAAGACCCUCAUCGCCCCACAGGUGGAGAAGCUGACUGAGGAAGAGAAAGACUUUUGGCUUAAACUAAUAGAAAGAUAUCUGUCACCUAUACUUGAUGACAAAGCUCAUAAGGAAGAAGUUACGAGGGAGCUGAAAUCCUUGAGAAACAAGGCCGUCUUUUUUUACUUUAUCCUAAAUGUCCUAUGGGUUGUGGCCACUUUCUUCCUCCAAGUAAUCGGUGACACUAUCAGCAUCCACAUUCCCAAAUACUUUCCCAACGGAACCAAGUCUGAUGACACCAUGAAGGUGGAGCCCCUGAGCCUGAUGUUCCUCCUGUCAUUUGCUGUGUUGCUGCUGGUGCAGUUCUUAGCCAUGCUUUACCACAGGUACAGCAUUUAUGUGCUCAGACCCCUAUUUUUAGCAGCUUUGCACAUCUCUACCUUACUAAAUCUAUCCAUGUUUUGAAUAAUUACAGACACAUGCACACUUACUGUGUGAUCCAAGUUCUUUUUUAAGUACUUCAAACUUUAUAAUAUAUAGUUUAGUAUGGACCUAACAUACACAUUUUUCUCUACAGGAUUUAUACCCUCAUCCAUGUGGUAUCCUACAGAAGCACAGAAAAAGAAUACAAAGUCAACGCUGAUGAGGAUGAUGAUGGCCUAAUGUAUGAAAACCAGAUUGCCAACGGCCUUGUGAUCACCAGUGACGACUUGUGAGACUAACAGUUCACCUUAUUGUUACUGACAUAAAUGUUUAUCACAGCUUUAUACACCUAGUUGCAACACAAAGGUGCAAAGUACAAACAUGUCAGUAGCCCAGUUCAAAUUAUGGAUAGAUUUUUCAAUGUAUAGUUUGUAGUAGACUGGUGUUUAAAUAUUUAAUUUCAAUUGAAAUUAA